This is a messenger RNA of Triticum turgidum subsp. durum (durum wheat), 1068 nucleotides long. The record is from the annotation of a GenBank genome assembly. NCBI's taxonomy places the organism in Eukaryota, Viridiplantae, Streptophyta, Magnoliopsida, Poales, Poaceae.
AUGGAGGACGAUAUGCUAACAUGCAAUUCAGUGGAAAGCCCUGGUCCUCCAUUCCUUGACAAUGCAGCUUCUUCAGUGGCAACUUCCUUGCGCCGUUGUGCGAAUGAUAAACUUCCUGUAUCUGACAAUAGGGAUACCACAGUAUCUAGAUGGAGAAAACAUUGUCCUACCCCAAUCGAAAAUGACAAUAUCUUUGAGAUUGAAACGCACUGCAAGGAUCCAGAACUGUGUUCAACUCUUGCUUGUGACAUUUACAAACACUUGCGUGAAGCUGAGGCCAAGAAAAGGCCUUCACCAGAUUUUCUGGAAACCACUCAGAAGGAUAUUGACACAAGCAUGAGGGCAGUACUUAUAGACUGGCUUGUGGAAGUGAGCAUUUCUAGAAAAAAGGUCACAGAAGAAUAUCGUCUUGUUCCUGAAACCUUAUACCUCACAGUCAGUUAUAUUGAUCGGUAUCUUUCUAGCAAAGAGAUCAAUCGAGAUAAGCUGCAGUUACUUGGUAUCGCCUGCUUGCUUAUAGCUGCUAAGUAUGAAGAGAUAUGUCCACCCCAAGUAGAAGAGCUCUGCUAUAUUACCGACAAUACAUACAUAAAGGAUGAGGUUCUGCGAAUGGAAGCUUCUAUCCUGGGUUGCUUGAUGUUUGAGAUGACUGCACCUACAGAAAAAUGUUUUUUGAGGAGAUUUCUGCAUGCUGCUCAACUAUGUCAUGAGGGCCCAGCUUUGCAUCUUGAGUUCCUAGCUAGCUACAUUACUGAGUUGUCACUUCUGGAGUACAGCUUACUUUGCCAUGUACCUUCACUGAUAGCUGCCUCUUCAAUUUUCUUGGCGAAUUUUAUCCUUAAGCCAACAAAGAAUCCUUGGAAUACCACUCUUUCCUAUCACACACAAUACAAACCAUCCACAUUACGCGAUUGUGUAAAGGUACUACACCGGCUUUUCCGUGUUGGCCUUGGAAGCAACCUCCCUGCAAUUAGAGAAAAGUACAGCCAACACAAGUACAAAUUUGUAGCGAAGAAGUACUGCCGGCCAUCGAUUCCAGCCGACUUCUUCCAAGAUGCUAGCAGUUAG